UUCAAGAAACGUCUGGCACCACUCAGUGCCGCGGUCUGACAAGGUAGCGUUCGGUCCUGAAUCGGAGCUCGAUUACGUCAGUGGUCCUUUCCAAUUCCGGGGAUUCCGUGAGUUGUGAGCGCUUGGCAGGGCGCUCGGCGGGCGCUGCGGAUGGCUGUCCGAGCCCUCAGCUGAGGCGGACCGUGCCCCGCGGCUCCCGGGGCGGGGGGCCCGAGCUGCGGCUCCCUCACAGCCGGCCGGGCCGGGCCGGGCCGGGCGGAGGGCGGUGGAGCGGCCCGGAGUGAUGACGCGCUUCCUGCCCUCCCCGCCGGGGGUCUGCGCCUGGACUCCGCAGCCGCGGCAGCUGCGGGUGGCGGCGGCGACGGAGCGGGCAAGCGGCGAGCGGGGGGAAGGACGGAAGCGAGAGAGCGGCGGGGAUAAGGCGCUCCGCAAUGCCACAAGUUUCUUCCUAAGCAGUGUUACCCAGAUGCUGCCUUUGCACCAGGCCCUAAUUAGCUGCAAGCUGGAAUUUCAUCCCCAGAGAUCCACCCCCUCGAUUCUCAAAGUUCCAGCACCUUUUUACUCAAGCAUCUUCAUAAAGCUAGAAAAUGCACUGACUGACUUCACAAGCUCACAUUGCUGUGCACAAAGCCUUGUGUGAAAUAAAGCCCUGGAAUUACAGUGGAAGUUUGUUCUGGACAACUGGACUAAAGCAGGGCUUUUGCUGCUGCAGAGGAAGAUCUGGAGGUACAAUGAAACUUCAACUUGGUUGCUGGAAGCCUUCCAUGUGAUCAAACAGUACUUUCAGACAAACUUAUUUUCUAUUAAAUGAAGUUUAAUUUUGAGGUACUUUAGUAGGAACUUGCAAGUGACCUGGCACCAUGGUAGCUCUUUCCUUGAAGAUCUGUGUCCGUCAGUGCAACGUGGUGAAGACGAUGCAGUUUGAGCCAUCCACUGCCGUGUACGACGCCUGCAGAGUUAUCCGUGAGCGAGUGCCAGAGGCUCAAACAGGGCAAGCCUCUGACUAUGGAUUGUUCCUGUCAGAUGAUGAUCCUCGAAAAGGUAUAUGGCUGGAGGCUGGAAGAACACUGGAUUAUUACAUGCUGAGAAAUGGGGAUAUACUGGAGUACAAAAAGAAACAGAGACCUCAGAAAAUCCGUAUGUUGGAUGGUUCAGUGAAAACAGUAAUGGUGGAUGAUUCCAAGACAGUGGGUGAAUUGCUGGUUACCAUUUGCAGCAGGAUAGGAAUAACAAAUUAUGAGGAAUAUUCAUUAAUCCAGGAGAGCAUCGAAGAGAAGAAAGAGGAGAGUACAGGAACACUUAAGAAGGAUAGGACAUUGUUACGUGAUGAAAGAAAAAUGGAAAAACUGAAGGCAAAGCUUCAUACAGAUGAUGAUUUAAAUUGGCUGGAUCACAGCCGGACCUUCAGAGAGCAAGGAGUUGAUGAAAAUGAAACGCUACUCUUGAGACGGAAGUUCUUUUAUUCAGACCAGAAUGUAGAUUCAAGAGAUCCUGUUCAGCUUAAUUUGCUUUAUGUUCAGGCUCGUGAUGACAUUCUGAAUGGUUCCCAUCCCGUCUCCUUUGAGAAGGCCUGUGAAUUUGGAGGCUUUCAAGCACAGAUCCAGUUUGGACCUCAUGUAGAACACAAACAUAAACCUGGAUUUUUAGACCUGAAAGAAUUCCUGCCUAAAGAAUAUACCAAACAAAGAGGGGCUGAAAAGAGAAUAUUUCAGGAGCACAAAAACUGUGGUGAGAUGAGUGAAAUAGAAGCCAAAGUGAAGUAUGUGAAGCUGGCGCGUUCCCUGCGCACCUACGGGGUGUCCUUUUUUCUUGUGAAGGAAAAAAUGAAAGGUAAAAACAAGCUGGUUCCUCGUUUGCUGGGGGUCACCAAAGACUCAGUGAUGCGAGUGGAUGAGAAGACCAAGGAAGUGUUGCAGGAAUGGCCACUGACAACUGUGAAACGCUGGGCUGCCUCACCUAAAAGCUUCACUCUGGAUUUUGGUGAAUAUCAGGAAAGCUAUUACUCAGUACAGACCACUGAAGGAGAACAGAUCUCGCAAUUAAUUGCAGGUUACAUUGAUAUCAUCCUAAAGAAGAAACAAAGUAAAGAUAGAUUUGGGCUUGAAGGUGAUGAGGAAUCAACCAUGUUGGAAGAAUCUGUUUCACCUAAGAAACCCACCAUUCUGCAGCAGCAGUUUAACCGGACCGGGAAGGUGGAGCACGGCUCUGUGGCAUUGCCGGCUGUGAUGCGCUCGGGCUCCAGCGGCCCCGAGACUUUCAACAUUGGCAUCAUGCCUUCUCCUCAGCAGCAGGUCACAACUGGCCAGAUGCACAGAGGACACAUGCCCCCACUCACCUCAGCUCAGCAGGCCCUGAUGGGCACCAUCAACACCAGCAUGCACGCGGUUCAGCAGGCACAGGCCGACCUCAGUGAAGUGGAUAACCUGCCACCUCUGGGGCAGGACAUGGCAUCAAGAGUAUGGGUUCAAAACAAGGUUGAUGAAUCCAAACAUGAAAUACACUCUCAGGUUGAUGCGAUCACUGCAGGAACUGCAUCUGUUGUUAACCUUACAGCAGGAGAUCCAGUUGACACUGAUUACACUGCUGUGGGAUGUGCAAUUACAACCAUCUCCUCCAACCUCACUGAGAUGUCCAAAGGUGUGAAACUGCUUGCUGCUCUUAUGGAUGAUGAAGUUGGAAGUGGAGAAGACCUCCUGAAAGCUGCUCGAACCUUGGCCAGUGCUGUCUCAGACUUGCUGAAGGCUGUGCAGCCUACUUCAGGAGAGCCUCGCCAGACAGUUUUGACUGCAGCUGGAAGCAUUGGACAAGCAAGCGGGGAGCUGCUGAGGCAAAUUGGAGAGAAUGAAACAGAUGAAAGGUUCCAGGAUGUUCUGAUGAGUUUGGCCAAAGCUGUUGCCAAUGCUGCUGCCAUGCUGGUGCUGAAGGCCAAGAAUGUAGCACAGGUGGCUGAGGACUCGGUGCUGCAGAACAGGGUCAUUGCUGCUGCUACCCAGUGUGCACUCUCUACUUCCCAGCUUGUGGCUUGUGCUAAGGUGGUGAGUCCCACAAUCAGCUCCCCAGUGUGCCAGGAGCAGCUGAUUGAGGCAGGGAAGCUGGUGGACCGCUCAGUGGAGAACUGUGUGCGGGCCUGCCAGGCUGCUACAGAUGACAGUGAGUUACUGAAGCAGGUGAGUGCAGCUGCCAGCGUGGUCAGCCAGGCCCUCAAUGACCUCCUGCAGCACGUGCGCCAGUUCGCCAGCCGGGGAGAGCCCAUCGGCCGCUACGACCAGGCCACAGACACCAUCAUGUGUGUCACCGAGAGCAUCUUCAGCUCCAUGGGAGAUGCUGGUGAAAUGGUGCGGCAGGCAAGGGUGCUGGCUCAGGCCACCUCCGAUCUCGUCAAUGCCAUGAGGUCUGAUGCAGAGGCAGAGAUUGACAUGGAGAACUCCAAGAAGCUUCUGGCUGCUGCAAAGCUCCUGGCAGAUUCCACAGCCCGCAUGGUUGAAGCUGCAAAGGGAGCUGCAGCCAAUCCUGAAAACGAGGAUCAACAGCAGCGUCUGAGAGAAGCAGCAGAGGGACUGCGGGUUGCUACAAAUGCUGCUGCACAGAAUGCCAUCAAGAAGAAAAUUGUCAACAGAUUAGAGAUUGCAGCUAAACAAGCUGCAGCUGCUGCUACUCAGACUAUUGCAGCUUCUCAGAAUGCAGCUGUUUCCAAUAAGAACACAGCAGCCCACCAGCAACUUGUGCAGAGCUGCAAGAAUGUUGCAGACCACAUUCCUCAGCUGGUUCAGGGUGUAAGAGGAAGUCAAGCUCAGGCCGAAGACCUCAGUGCCCAGCUUGCUUUAAUAAAUUCCAGCCAGAAUUUCCUUCAGCCUGGAAGUAAAAUGGUGGCUUCAGCUAAAGCUGCUGUCCCCACAGUGACUGAUCAAGCAGCAGCAAUGCAGCUCAGUCAGUGUGCAAAGAAUCUUGCUACCAGCUUAGCUGAGCUACGAACUGCCUCCCAGAAGGCUCAUGAAGCUUGUGGCCCAAUGGAAAUUGAUUCUGCUUUGAAUACAGUCCAGACUCUCAAAAAUGAACUGCAAGAUGCGAAGAUGGCAGCUGUGGAUGGACAGUUAAAACCUCUCCCAGGAGAAACUCUUGAGAAAUGCACUCAGGACCUGGGAAGCACAUCCAAAGCAGUUGGUUCUUCAAUGGCCCAGUUGUUAACUUGUGCUGCUCAGGGCAACGAGCACUACACAGGAGUUGCUGCCAGAGAAACUGCUCAGGCCUUGAAGACUUUGGCUCAGGCAGCACGAGGGGUUGCAGCGUCCACCACUGACCCUGCGUCAGCCCACGCGAUGCUGGAUUCAGCCAGGGAUGUCAUGGAAGGCUCUGCUGUGCUGAUCCAGGAGGCCAAGCAGGCCCUGGCUGCCCCAGGGGAUGCAGACAGCCAGCAGAGAUUAGCCCAGGUGGCAAAAGCAGUGUCUCACUCCUUGAAUAACUGUGUGAAUUGUCUGCCUGGACAAAAGGAUGUGGAUGUGGCCUUAAAGAGUAUUGGGGAAUCCAGCAAGAAGCUCCUUGUUGAUUUGCUACCUCCAAGUUCUAAGUCAUUUCAAGAAGCUCAGAGUGAACUGAACCAGGCAGCAGCAGACCUGAAUCAGUCAGCUGGAGAAGUUGUCCAUGCUACACGGGGCCAAAGUGGGGAGCUGGCUGCAGCCUCUGGGAAAUUCAGUGAUGACUUUGAUGAAUUUCUUGAUGCUGGUAUUGAAAUGGCUGGCCAAGCACAAACUAAAGAGGACCAGAUUCAAGUCAUAGGUAACCUCAAGAGCAUCUCUAUGGCUUCCAGCAAGCUGUUACUGGCUGCCAAGUCUCUGUCUGUUGAUCCUGGAGCUCCUAAUGCCAAGAACCUCUUAGCAGCAGCAGCAAGAGCUGUGACUGAGAGUAUAAACCAGCUCAUCACACUGUGCACCCAACAAGCUCCUGGCCAGAAGGAAUGUGAUAAUGCACUCAGAGAACUGGAGACAGUUAAGGGAAUGCUGGAUAACCCAAAUGAACCUGUGAGCGAUCUCUCAUAUUUUGAUUGUAUUGAGGGUGUAAUGGAAAACUCAAAGGUUCUUGGAGAAUCAAUGGCGGGCAUUUCCCAGAAUGCAAAAACUGGGGAUCUUUUAGUCUUUGGAGAAUGUGUUGGAGUUGCAUCCAAGGCUCUUUGUGGCCUCACAGAGGCAGCAGCUCAGGCUGCUUACCUGGUGGGUAUCUCAGAUCCAAACAGCCAGGCAGGUCAGCAGGGCCUUGUUGACCCAAUUCAAUUUGCCCGUGCCAACCAAGCGAUCCAGAUGGCUUGUCAGAACCUGGUGGAUCCCGCCAGCAGCCCAUCGCAGGUCCUAUCAGCUGCCACAAUUGUGGCCAAGCACACGUCUGCUCUGUGCAACGCCUGUCGCAUCGCUUCGUCCAAAACAGCAAAUCCUGUUGCCAAGAGACACUUUGUGCAGUCUGCCAAGGAAGUUGCAAACAGCACUGCUAACCUGGUUAAAACUAUCAAGGCACUGGAUGGAGAUUUCUCAGAGGAGAACCGCAACAAGUGCAGAAUUGCCACUGCACCUUUAAUAGAGGCUGUGGAAAAUUUGACAGCAUUUGCUUCAAACCCAGAAUUUGUCAGCAUCCCAGCACAGAUCAGCGUUGAGGGAUCACGAGCACAGGAGCCAAUUCUGGUUUCUGCUAAGACAAUGUUGGAGAGCUCAUCUUUAUUGAUCAAAACUGCCCGUUCUUUGGCUAUCAAUCCCAAAGACCCUCCUACAUGGUCUGUACUAGCAGGGCAUUCCCAUACAGUCUCAGAUUCUAUCAAGAGUCUCAUUACCUCUAUCAGGGACAAGGCCCCAGGACAGAGAGAAUGUGAUUUCUCCAUCGAUGGGAUCAACAGAUGCAUCAGGGACAUCGAGCAGGCCUCGCUCGCUGCUGUCAGCCAGAGCCUGGCCACCAGGGAUGACAUCUCCGUGGAGGCUCUACAGGAGCAGCUGACAUCAGUUGUACAGGAAAUUGGGCACCUCAUCGAUCCCAUAGCCACUGCAGCUCGGGGAGAGGCAGCUCAGCUGGGGCACAAGGUAACACAGCUGGCGAGUUACUUCGAACCCCUUGUUUCAGCUGCAGUUGGUGUGGCAUCCAAGACACUGAAUCAUCAGCAACAGAUGACUGUGCUGGACCAGAGCAAGACUCUAGCAGAAUCUGCCUUACAGAUACUGUAUGCUGCCAAAGAAGGGGGAGGAAACCCCAAGGCAUCUCAUACUCACGAUGCCAUCACCGAGGCUGCUCAGCUGAUGAAGGAGGCUGUUGAUGACAUCAUGGUCACUUUAAAUGAAGCUGCAAGUGAAGUGGGCAUGGUUGGAGGUAUGGUGGACUCGAUUGCAGAGGCAAUGACCAAGCUGGAUGAAGGUACACCUCCAGAUCCAAAAGGAACUUUUGUUGAUUAUCAGACCACUGUGGUGAAAUAUUCUAAAGCUAUUGCUGUUACAGCACAGGAAAUGAUGACUAAGUCGGUUACUAACCCGGAGGAGCUGGGCGGACUUGCAUCGCAAAUGACCAAUGACUAUGGGCAUUUGGCUCUCCAGGGCCGAAUGGCUGCAGCUACAGCAGAACCAGAGGAGAUCGGGUUCCAGAUCAAGACUCGGGUGCAGGAACUUGGCCAUGGGUGCAUCUUUCUUGUGCAAAAAGCUGGAGCUCUCCAGAUUUGCCCUACAGACAGCUACACCAAAAGGGAGUUGAUAGAAUGUGCUCGUGCUGUCACAGAAAAGGUGUCUUUGGUUUUAUCUGCCCUCCAGGCAGGGAACAAAGGCACACAAGCCUGUAUUACUGCAGCCAGUGCUGUGUCUGGGAUAAUUGCAGAUCUGGACACCACUAUCAUGUUUGCUACUGCUGGAACCCUUAAUGCUGAGAACAAUGAAUCGUUUGCAGAUCACAGGGAAAAUAUCCUGAAAACAGCAAAAGCUUUAGUUGAAGACACAAAAUUGUUGGUUUCUGGUGCUGCCUCAAGUCAGGACAAACUGGCCCAAGCAGCUCAGUCAUCUGCUAACACCAUCACUCAGCUUGCCGAGGUAGUAAAAUUGGGAGCAGCUAGCUUGGGAUCUGAUGAUCCUGAAACACAGGUUGUUCUGAUCAAUGCUAUCAAAGAUGUUGCAAAGGCCCUUUCUGAUCUCAUUGGUGCUACCAAAGGAGCUGCCAGCAAGCCAGCAGAUGAUCCAUCCAUGUACCAGCUGAAAGGUGCUGCCAAGGUGAUGGUAACAAACGUCACAUCCCUCUUGAAGACUGUUAAAGCAGUAGAAGAUGAAGCUACUCGAGGAACAAGAGCUCUUGAGGCCACAAUUGAGUACAUCAAACAGGAGCUCACGGUGUUUCAGUCGAGCGAGGUUCCAGAAAAGACAUCAACACCUGAAGAAUCAAUCCGGAUGACGAAAGGAAUCACCAUGGCAACUGCCAAAGCUGUUGCAGCUGGGAACUCGUGCAGGCAGGAGGAUGUGAUUGCUACAGCAAAUCUGAGCCGCAAAGCAGUAGCUGACAUGCUAACAGCUUGUAAGCAAGCAUCAUAUCACCCAGAUGUGAGUGAAGAAGUUCGCGAGAGAGCCCUGCGCUUUGGAACAGAAUGUACCCUGGGAUACUUGGAACUCCUGGAGCAUGUUCUCCUGAUUCUUCAAAAAGCAACUCCAGAGCUGAAGCAUCAGCUGGCCUCUUUCUCCAAGCGGGUUGCAGGUGCUGUCACAGAGCUUAUCCAAUCAGCAGAAGCAAUGAAGGGGACAGAGUGGGUGGAUCCAGAAGACCCAACAGUUAUUGCAGAGACAGAGCUCUUAGGGGCUGCAGCAUCAAUUGAGGCUGCAGCAAAGAAGUUAGAGCAGCUGAAACCAAGAGCCAAGCCCAAGCAAGCAGAUGAGACUCUGGAUUUUGAAGAACAGAUCCUGGAAGCAGCUAAAUCCAUUGCAGCUGCUACCAGUGCCCUUGUGAAGUCAGCUUCAGCAGCCCAGAGGGAACUGGUGGCUCAGGGAAAGGUUGGAGCAAUCCCUGCAAAUGCAGCUGAUGAUGGACAGUGGUCUCAGGGACUUAUUUCUGCUGCCCGAAUGGUGGCAGCUGCAACCAGCAAUCUCUGUGAAGCAGCAAAUGCCUCAGUUCAAGGCCAUGCUAGUGAGGAGAAACUCAUCUCAUCUGCCAAACAAGUUGCAGCUUCUACAGCACAGUUGCUUGUGGCCUGCAAAGUGAAGGCUGACCAUGACUCUGAAGCCAUGAGGAGGCUACAGGCUGCAGGAAAUGCUGUCAAGCGUGCAUCAGACAAUCUUGUCAGGGCAGCCCAAAAAGCAGCAUUUGGAAAAGCAGAGGAUGAUGAUGUUGUGGUCAAAACCAAGUUUGUGGGUGGCAUCGCUCAGAUUAUUGCAGCCCAAGAAGAAAUGCUGAAGAAGGAGAGAGAGCUGGAAGAAGCAAGGAAAAAACUGGCGCAGAUCCGCCAACAGCAAUACAAGUUUCUACCCACAGAGCUGAGAGAAGAUGAGGGUUAACUGUUAACCUGCUGAGAUCUUUCUCCCUUUUUACUCUUUUGUUUUAUUUUUUUUUCCCCUCUCUUUUUUUUUUUUUUCCUUUUAAAGAAAUAAGCUAAAGGGGGACAGCACAUUGAGAACUGCUCUGACAGCAUACUGGUAUGCCAAGCACUUAGCUAAAUAAACUGCCUGUCAUAGCUUUGGAUGAGCAGAGGGUAAUAAACACUUGUUCUUUCCAAUCUGCUCAGCUGAGGUGCAUGAUGAUCAAAUAAUGGUACAGUGUUAGGUUCAUCAUUCCUGUUCCUCCCUUGAUUUAUAUCUCAGGAGAGAAUGUUUCACUUUUUGCUAAAGAUACUAAGUCAGUAUUAUUGUCACUUUCCUGAUGCUUGAGGUAUUUAUCGUUCCUUGACUUGUUCUAAAACAUUGAUAAUAUUAAGUAGGAAAAAGGUCAAGGAAUCUUUCAUAUGAUAAAUAUCACAUGAGCUGGUGGUUCUCCCCCAAGUACCCUUGUAAAAAGAAGACCAAGAUGGAGAAGGAUGUAUGGCUGAGUGGAGAAACACUCACAAGUGUGGGUUUGAAGAAGAAGCCUAUCCUCUUUCAGUGUUAUAUAGCUGGUUCACCCCAAAACUGGAGGAAUUGUCUCUGCAGCUGUUUGCACUACUAGUAUUAUUCCUUACCUGAUACCAACAAGCUUCUGCUUGUACAGUAUUUAGGAUUACAAAAUGUGGCAAUAGCCCUUCUUUAAAGAGCUCAAAAAACAAAGAAAUUGAAACCUUGUCACUGCCUCAAUAAUAGCAGGUUCAUGAAAGAAAAUGCUGUAUCAAUUAUAUACCUCUAAUGUGUGACUACUUUUACAGUAUUAUACACACAUACACAUGCUCUAACAUUGGACUGAAUAGUUUGCAUUUUGUUUUUAAAUUGAAAUUAUCUGGUUCGUACUGUGGUAUUUCCAUUAGAAUGUAUCUCAGUUAAAAAAGGAAAAUGCCCAGUACAACAAAAGACUAUCACAACUCUUGUUAUUAUUUUAAUAAUUACAUUUAUAAUUACUAUGUUUUGAAACCUGUGGAAAUUGUAGGAGAAACGAAUAAGUGAUUUACAAGUAGAUUUACAAUUUUUCCUGUAAUAUAUUUUUUAAAAAUUUGGACUCUAGAGAGUUUUUUUUCAUAGUUGCUAUUGAUGAAAAAGUAUUCACCAAGGAAUUGCAGAGAAGAAAUAGCAGCAAUCUAUCAGCAAUCUUUGUCUUCAGCUGCAGAAAGGUACAGUAUGCUCUCAGUAUCUCUGUUGUGACCUAAACAAUAGCAAUUUGGGUAGAGUAACAUAUUUUACUAUGUCAAAGAGAACACAAAUCACAGCAACUUUAAGUAGAAAAAGCUAAAACUAUUUGCCUAACUACAGAAACACCAUCUCUCCUAAAAUUAGUUUCCAACAUGUCUUCAGCUCCACUCAAGCUCUCCUAAACAAUAAUGGUCAGUCUGUUUAGGUCAGAGGAUGUUGCCCCUCCAGUCCUUCUGAAGGCUGUGCUGUCCUUGGAUCCUGCCAGGUACCUUCAGCUGAGCCUCUUGUGUUCUGUGCAUACCCACCUAGUUGUUGCUGCAGAAAAUACUUGUCUUGUAGACUCCCCAGUAACCCCCUAGUGCUAGGUUCAUUCAGUGUUAACUCUUCAUUUAAGUUACCUGCAUGAGACAGAAUUAUCAGGAAUUUUGUCACAUAAAUACUAAGUAUAUAGCAAAAAAAUUGCUAGAGAAUUAAUAAAUAUUGAAGUGUAAAAGGGUUUUUAUUGUCUCUUCUCUGAUACUGACAUACUUCAGAUUCAGUAGAGUUGCUGGAGAAUCCACAAUCAUGAGAGGAAAAAACUGGUAUAUCCCAAAUGGAAUCACUGGCAUUGACAGAUGUGCUGUGGUGUGUAGGCUUGUGUGCAAAUGCAAACCCUGGACUAUCAGAGAUGUGCAAUUCCGAGUUCUUUGAUUUUCUACUUCAACACAGUCAAUUUGGUUUUUUGUUCAACUCACUGUGAACAGUGUUAAUGUCUGGAAUCCUACAUUGAGAAGAAGGCUUCCUGUAAGUCUUUGGACAGAAGGCUAAACUGGUAUUUAUUGCUGUAACACCUAAAGACUGCUCUAGUGAUGGGGAUUUUCUGCUGCUGUUGGUAGGUUCAAGUCCUUUGCAGCUUAUGCCUUUCAAGACUUACCUGGACAGCCUCACUUUCUGAUCUCUUUUUCAGAAAGAUCUGCAAGACAGAUUUGUUACUGCUUCCCUUUCAACCUACCUUUAACUGUUAUUUGAUCUCAUUAAAGCAUGAAGAUGAUGCUGUCUUUAACACCAUGCCACUAUUUUAUUGUAGGUAUAAUACUGAUGUAAUAUACUUUGGUCAGGAUGGUAUUUGCCAGUUUGAUAUAAGCCAAAAAAAACCUUGUCAAAUGCAACUAUGUAUGGAAAUUAUAUAGCUAGAAAACUUUAUCAGUAUGUAGAAGGUAAGAGCAUGUUCAAAUUGUGCUCCAGAGAAAAGUGUUUGGGAAAUUCAUUUUAGCACAGCUAUUUUGAGACUUCUCUGUUUCUGAUUUAGUGCCCCCUCUUACAUGACAGAAAGUAUUUUUUCCUUAACUGUGUGUUCUAUAGAGGAACCACAGUCAGGUGAAUAGCUGAGCUGGACAACUGAAGUAUUUUUUUACUCUGAAUUUUGGGUCUUCAUUGAACCAUAAAGAGAAUAUAAGGUCAUCCAAAGUCUUUCAAUUUUUUUUUUUGCUGUUAUAAUUAGCAGUAUCGCUGAAGUUCACAUGUGAACAUCUGUGAAGUUUGGAACUAGUCCAUCCAUUUCUUUGGCAUGGGAACUUGCAGCAGGAAGUGACAAGUUGGAGUUAAGGGGUAGAUGCUAAUUAACAAGAAGGACAGAUGUUCACUUUGUUCUGUUAACCUAUGAAAUGAUGAAUGAGCUCUGUUGUAUCUCACCCUUCUUCAUGUGGAAUUCACUCGGAGAAUUGUAUGCAAAUUAAAAACAAAAUGCCUCAAA
Poecile atricapillus (Black-capped chickadee) is the source of this 11475-nucleotide messenger RNA. RefSeq names its product talin 2 (gene TLN2). Bases 861 to 8489 code for a protein of 2542 amino acids. Gene Ontology annotation, molecular function: structural constituent of cytoskeleton; integrin binding; actin filament binding. Lineage: Eukaryota; Metazoa; Chordata; Aves; Passeriformes; Paridae. The transcript is spliced from 61 exons. The record is from RefSeq and is a predicted model, not a curated record. Gene Ontology annotation, cellular component: plasma membrane; cytoskeleton; focal adhesion. Gene Ontology annotation, biological process: cell-cell adhesion.